ACUGUACACAACUAACUGCAAUGGUAGCCUUGUCUUCAUCAUCUUCUCUGCUCUCUCCAUCCAGUAGUUUCCUCGGCCAAAAGCUCGCCUUCAACAACACUUCGGCUUUUCCUCUUCAUCGGGCGACUUCUGUCAGAUUCCGUCCACCUUCCAUCUCUGCCACUUACACUUCGACCAGACCACCGAGUCUCUACUCUUCGAAUAUGGCUUCGUCGGCAUCCCUUUAUGAGGUAUUGGGUAUAACCAUGGGCGCCACUUUUCCGGAGAUUAAAUCUGCGUAUCGGAAAUUGGCUCGCGUUUGUCAUCCCGAUGUGGUAGCGAUCGAUCGGAAGGACACGUCGGCGAAUGAGUUCAAGAAGAUCUACGCCGCCUAUUCCACGCUCUCUGAUCCUGAGAAGCGUGCCGAAUACGAUCGCAAUCUCUUCAGUAGACAACGGAUUUAUAGAUCUUCUCCCUCUUCCGCCUCCUCAUAUUCGUCGGCGUCAUCGUCCAUGUCUGGAUUUUCCGGCUCUAAUCGCCGGACUUGGGAGACCGAUCAGUGCUGGUAGAGAAUUAUGCCUCGUCUCU
Telopea speciosissima is the source of this 567-nucleotide messenger RNA. RefSeq names its product chaperone protein dnaJ 11, chloroplastic-like. Bases 21 to 548 code for a protein of 175 amino acids. The transcript has a single exon. NCBI's taxonomy places the organism in Eukaryota, Viridiplantae, Streptophyta, Magnoliopsida, Proteales, Proteaceae. The record is from RefSeq and is a predicted model, not a curated record.